CUACGAACAAGACAAUUUGCUACACACAUUUUUUUUGCUGUGAAUGAAGUUGGUGUUUUUUAUGAAAAAUUUACACAAGAAAAUUUUUGCAUAAAAUUUUAAUUGAUAAAGAAAAAGUAAAAAAAGUGUGAAAAUAAAUUUGACAGAUUUAAAGUUACUACUGAAAUUUUAUAAGAAAAUAAAAUUCUGUUUGAAAAAAAGGAAGAACAAGCACAGCACCAUCAGAAACCACAAUACGGCAGCACGCGUCUCAAAUUAUUUGCAAUAUUUCAAGAAAUUGUUGAAAUUCAUUUGUUUGGAUUAGCCAAAGGCUAGUAAAAGUAAUAUAUACUACAUCGACUGGGCAUGGCACAACAUACAACUGUGUCUGCUUUGGCAGACGAAUUAUCAAAAGCUGUAGAGCUAAUCAUGCAUCCACAGACAACUCAGCAAGCCCGUAUGGAGGCGUAUAUGGCAUGCGAACGAUUUAAGGAGGAAAGUCCUCUUUGUGCUCAAGUCGGUUUAUUUCUCGCUAGUGGACAAUAUACGCAAAAUGUUAAGCAUUUCGGUCUCCAACUGAUGGAGUACACCAUAAAAUUUAAAUGGAAUUGUAUAUCACAGGAAGAAAAAUUAUUCAUUAAAGAGCACGCCAUGAAGUUACUUUUAAUGGGCGUCGGACCGGCAGAAGAUCGUUCACUUUCACAUCUAAAAGAUGCAGUGUCGCGUAUUAUAGUGGAAAUGAUUAAGAGAGAAUGGCCACAACAGUGGACCACAUUGUUAUCUGAGUUAUCGGAUGCCUGCACCAAAGGGGAGGCUCAAACGGAAUUGGUGCUGUUGGUAUUUCUGCGUCUGGUGGAAGAUGUGGCGCUUUUACAAACCAUCGAAUCAAAUCAAAGACGAAAAGAUAUGUACCAGGCAUUGACCAAUAAUAUGAAUGAUAUAUUUGAGUUUUUCUUGCGUCUCAUCGAACUGCACGUGACCUCAUUUCGUGAGGCCACUGGUCAGGGGCAUUUUCAAAAAGCCAAUGCUCACAGUCGAGUUGUAGAGGUUGUUCUACUAACCUUAACUGGUUUUGUGGAGUGGGUCUCUAUAAAUCAUAUCACCUGUAAUAAUGGCAAGCUUUUGCAAAUCUUGUGCAUUCUCUUGAACGAUAAGGCUUUCCAGUGCAAUGCAGCUGAAUGUCUCUCACAAAUAACAAAUCGUAAGGGUCAGGUGAAGGAACGUAAACCUUUGUUGCUGCUAUUUGGCGAAGAACCAAUGCGCUACAUAUUCUCGGCUUCACAAAUGAUACCUACAGACAGCAGUGUAGCUAGUUUGGAACAAAAUCAUCAAUUUCUGAAAAAACUUGUUCAAGUCCUUAGCGGCAUGGCCCAACAGCUGGUGCUGCUAUGGGGCAAAGAGGAAGGAACCAUUCAAAGACCUCCCCAUUUCGAGAUAUUCCUGGAAUGUUUGCUAUAUUUGGUGCGACACUCUUCACUUAAUGUGGCCCAUGGUACUGCUUUAAUAUGGAAUGUUCUGUUAAAACAUGACGCUAUCUCCAAGGAUCCCAGCUUAGUUGUCUACAUUCCAAAAAUAAUUGAUGCCGUAACUCCUCGCAUCAUCAAGACCCCUUAUCCAACAGCCCGAUGCUUAACUGGAGGCGGUCCAAAUGUCGGCUCGACAGCAUCAUACAUCUGCCUGGACUAUGACUCUGAAGAGGAAUUUGCAGUUUUCUUUUAUAGAUGUCGAACGGAUUUCUUGGAAAUAUUUCGACAAUCCACUCUAGUACAACCGCUAGUAACGUUUGCCUAUUGUGAGCAGUGGUUAAAUCUUCGGUUGUCAAAGGCUCAUUCGGAACGUGGCAAUGUGCAGUGCAGUGUCUUGGAUCCCAGCUAUUUGGAAUGGGAAGCUCUCGUAUCGGUGCUUGAUGGUGUUCUCAGUCGCAUUUUAAUGGUAGCGGAACGUCCUUCAGUGCAGGCUGGUCUGCGAUUGUUGGAAGACUGCUUGAAACUGGAUACCGACAAUCCAUUGACUCUGUCCAUACUUCUGUCGUGCAUUUCAGCUCUAUUUGUGUUCCUAAGCAUGUCAUCGUGUCAAAUUACGCCCAACAAUUGUGUGGCAAUGAGUGGAGUAUCAUUGUUGCCAAGAGUUUUAGAGAAAAUUUUCAAUGCUUUGAUAUUCCGAGAUCCCAACGAUCCAAACCCAUCGCAUCAACAGCCAUUGACACCGCGAGUGCAGGCCUGUAAAAAUCUUCGUCGACAUGCUGCUUCGCUUAUUGUGAAACUGGGUCAUAAGUAUCCUCUACUAUUGUUGCCCGUUUUUGACCAAAUCAAUUCUCACGUAAAGUCUCUGUUCCAACAGCCGCAACAUCCCAUUAGUAAAAUGGAUCGUGUGACUCUGCAGGAGGCUCUACUGCUUAUCUCCAACCAUUUUUGUGAUUACGAACGGCAGUACGCAUUCAUAGGAGAAAUAAUGCGUGACAGCUUGCCUCAUUGGUCAGCCUUUUCGCAUGCUUUUAAGUCUGCCUUAGACUUUAUGCAUUUCGUAGGCUUGGACCAGACCCCCAUAUAUCCCAUCGAAAAUGAUCCUUGUGGUCCCCAUCGUAGUACACUCAUUGACGCCCUGUACAUUGUGCUGGGUGUGAUCAAACGCUGCACUUGGCCCGAUGAUCCUGAUCGAGCAUCACGUGGUGGUUUCGUAGUCGGCUUUACUGAACUUGGCAAUCCUAUAUGCCGCAAUCCGGCGUCACCGCAUGUCAUACCAUUGUUGCCACACAUAUUGUCGCUUUUGCGUGUUUUAAAUGAACUGUUCAAACAGGAGGCUGUUUCGGGACUCUCUGAAGGUUAUCGCAAUAUACACUCUAUGCUGGAACAUGAAAAGAAAGUGCUUAUGGGAGUCUGUGCAGUGCCAGCAGAUCCUUUGGAUCCUUCGGUCAAGAAACCACCAACGCCAUUCGAUAAAAUGCAACAAUUUAUGACUCUACUGUAUGAAGGUUGCUACCACAUGAUGGGAUCGGCUGGUCCGUCUCUUGGACGUGAUCUCUAUCAACUGGAGGGCGUAGCAGAUGCAUUAAUUAAUAGCGCCUUUACGUGCUUAGAGGAUCUGCCAGAUUAUCGACUACGUCCUAUUGUGCGUGUAUUUUUCAAACCGUUUGUUUACUCCUGUCCUCCGGCAUUUUACGAUACUGUCCUACUGCCCAUCUUUGCCCAUAUAUCGCCCAUUAUGUUUAAUCGCUUGACUACGCGUUGGGUUUACAUUACAUCUCUGUACGAGUCGGGCCAACUUAAUGAGGAAGAACAAUCGAACGACACCCAGGAAGUACUCGAAGACAUGCUUAAUCGUUCGCUAACACGCGAAUAUUUGGAUGUUCUCAAAGUGGCUUUAGUGGGAGGGCAAAUUGGACCCGAUAAUAGUACUGCCAACAAUGCCACAUCCACUUCUAAUCUCCCCUCAGAUGUGACAAUGGAUGCUGAAGAACAUUCCAUGGACGGUGUAGCCCACACAAGAGCCGCCCAAGCCGCUUUACUUUCCGACAUCAUUAGUGAUUUAGGUGCUAAGCUGCUGCGUAACCCAACCACUACCAAUUACAUAUUAAUGACACUACUCGGUGCUCUUUCUUGGAACGAUGGUACAUGCAAUCUUAAAGCAGUAAAUGUUUCUGCUCCGGUCAUGCGUUUCUUAGCAGCGGAGCAGUUAAUGGAUGCCAACAAGGCCGUAGCGGCCUUCACAGCCGUUUUGCGCGGCCUCCAAGUGCACGGCCAACAUGAAGCCAAUCAAGCUGGCCUCAUUACCCUGGGUGUACAAUUCUAUGAACUUUUGCGUCCCAAAUUCCCAACACUGUCCGAAGUACUGCAAAGUAUUCCGAAUGUUUCAUCGGCCGACGUUCAAAAGUUCGAUGAAAAAAUUGCCGUUGCCCCCGUCAAGGGCAACAAGGUGGAUAAGGCAAAAAAAGAUUUAUUUAAAAAGUUAACCGCACCUCUCGUAGGACGCAGCAUUAAUCAACUAUUUCGUCAUGAAAUCAAAAUAGCGAAUUUGCCACCGAUGCCAUCUCAUAAAUUAAAAAAUUCGUCGGCCGACUUAAUAGACACAAAUCAAAAUUCUGGUCUAUCCAGUCUAUUCCAGACACCAAAUAAUAAGUGACACCCAUUGUAAAAUAUAUAAAAAUUAUAUAUAUUUAAUAACUAUGAUAUGCAUGUAUAUCAAGCGUAAUUUAAAUCAGAUGUAUUGUUGAUGAAACAUUUAAGUCGAAUAGUCUAUUAUAACGAAAUUAUGGACUUGCAACAAACUUCAACAAACAACCCUAAAAUUCCUGAGUAAAACUCUUAACUAAGAAAAGUAUCAUUGAUGAUAAUGAUUUAUGAUGCUCUAGCAAAUAGUUAUUUAUUAUGUUUAGCUAUUUUUUUUAUAUUGUAUUUACCCGAAUUCAAUUAAACAAAAUUUGAAAGAUGCUGGUUAUGAUUUUGAAAAAAAAACAGCAAGAAAACACAUUAUACAAUAUAUAAACUAAACUACUUGUUAUGUAUGUUUUGGAAUCAUUAUGUUUUUGGUUAAUUUCAUUUUAAUGUUAAAAAUUUAUUUAUCCUUUAUUUCCAUUGUUUAAUUUUAUUGGAGAUUUUCCAGUUUUUUUAAUAUAAAAUUUCUGUUGAGAGGAAAUUAUUUUUACAAACAAACAAAAUUAUUGAAUAGAAUUAUUUUAUAAAGAAUACGCAUACAAUUGAAUAUUUAAAUUUAAAUUAUGUAAAUGUAAAGCUAAGAUUUUUUUAUUAAAAUUAUUAUUAUUAUUUAUGAAAUAAGAAAUCAAAUACAAAACGAAAAUAAAUUUAAACGAAAUUAUUAUGAAAGCAUAUAAAAAAUUAGUACGCUUUCUGGUUUCAUUUAUUGUUUAUCUAA
Molecule: messenger RNA, 4848 nt
Organism: Calliphora vicina (urban bluebottle blowfly)
Lineage: Eukaryota; Metazoa; Arthropoda; Insecta; Diptera; Calliphoridae
Gene: Ranbp21
Product: exportin-5-like protein Ranbp21
Exons: 2
Coding region: 346-4098 (1250 amino acids)
Biological process (GO): RNA export from nucleus; protein export from nucleus
Cellular component (GO): RNA nuclear export complex; nucleus; cytoplasm
Molecular function (GO): nuclear export signal receptor activity; small GTPase binding; RNA binding
Source: RefSeq, a predicted model, not a curated record